Molecule: messenger RNA, 1210 nt
Organism: Panicum hallii
Lineage: Eukaryota; Viridiplantae; Streptophyta; Magnoliopsida; Poales; Poaceae
Exons: 2
Coding region: 634-1062 (142 amino acids)
Source: RefSeq, a predicted model, not a curated record
GGCCUGUUUGGCUGCCGCAGGAAACGGAAAGCGAUUCCACUUCCCCUCCGACCGCCCCGCUCCUCAUCCCCGACCCCCCGCUCCUCUCCGCCCGCCUCGCCCGAAGACAUGGCGAUGGGGGCUAGGGUUUCCUAGUGCCGCCCCCUCCAUCGCCCCCUUCUGCUCCUCCGCUCCUCCCGGCCGGUGGAUCGGGUCUUCUCCAAGUCGUGCAUCUGCAUCUCUAGGCGUGCGCGAGGAGACAAGUGGUGAGCAGAUCAGCACCGCGCCUGCUCCUGGGCAGCGGCGAGCAGAUUGACACCCUCCUCCCCAUCGGCGACCUCCAUCUCCAUCGAGCAUCAGCGAGUAGGGCCGUCCCCGUCCGCAGCUUCACUCCCCACCAGGGAUUCGACACCGUCUGCGCCUCCUUCCCGUUCUGGUGUGAGCGUCACUGCAACAUCAAGAUCGGUGCCCCGACGUCCCCAUCGAAGACCUCCCUCAACCGCACGGUCUCAGCUUCGUUUCCACAACGUCAGGAAACCCUGCUGCCUGAAUCUUUUUUUCUGUGUGUGAACGGUUCUUCCGUGUCCAAUAAUGUUUUGAGAGAUAGUAAUAGAGGUAGCAGUUGCAGGAGAGGCCAAGGCUUGGUCUGAGAGAAUGCAAGACCCUAAUGGCGACGAUUUCUCUGCCCCAAAGUUGCACAAGAAGAAGGUUGUAUACCGGCCGCUUCCAUCAGGCAUGCUGAAGGGUGAACCUGAACUGCUGCGGAGAGAGGUUCCGCAUUCAUCAGGCAUGGUCCAUAAGCCGCCCAAAAGAAGCUUGAAGAGUGAGCGCCCUGCCACACCUCCAUCAGACAGAGGGACUCCUGAUUCCCUGCCGGACUCCGGUCCUACUGAUGAAUACCGUGCGCUGCGGAGGAAAUACAUGAUGCUAGAGGAAGAGAACUUUGCCCUGGACCAAGAACUGAGCAUGGAAGAUGAGGAAAUCAAGGCACUUGAGGAGGAAAAGCUUGCGCUUCUUGAUGAGCUCGUUGUCUUGGAAGGCCUUGUUGAGCCGUCGCAGCUGCAGUCUCACGGUAGGCCAUGAGUGUAGUAUUUUGGUUUCUGUGAUCAUUGUCGUUCAGUGUAAUUCAGUAACCUGUUACUGUUAAUACUUUCUGGAUGUAAACAUUGUAGUUGAAACAGCAUAAACCUGUUACGAAUGGAAACCCCUUAGAUGAAUGCUUGCAGGGUCA